Molecule: messenger RNA, 2424 nt
Organism: Gaeumannomyces tritici R3-111a-1
Lineage: Eukaryota; Fungi; Ascomycota; Sordariomycetes; Magnaporthales; Magnaporthaceae
Exons: 1
Coding region: 796-2019 (407 amino acids)
Biological process (GO): carbohydrate metabolic process
Molecular function (GO): hydrolase activity, hydrolyzing O-glycosyl compounds
Source: RefSeq, a predicted model, not a curated record
GCAGCGUGGAUGAAUUCCAUCUUUCCGCUGACGAACCGCAUGUGUUGUGUCCCCUCGUAUUUGAUUCAGCUCCUUCUCAUCCAGGCAGCUUGCAAUCUUCUUCCCGGUCCUCAAGCCACCUUGCCCAGUCGGCCCUUUAUGACUUUGGCACAGACGGACUGCGUUUCUUUCCCAUACUCCAAGGCUUAGAACGGGCCACCAGCCGCCCCAAAGAUGACGCGGCACCAAUAGCCUGGAUUUGCCUAGGCUUCACACCCGAGAACUCAAUCUCUAGGUAUUCUCUUUAGAGCAUUGCGGCCAAGCAGUGCUACCUCAGGAAUGACGCCAACCAGCCCAGCUUGGCGGCCUCGUGCUGUGGCUGAAGCCGCCAGGCCUCCCGAGCACAUUUGACGCCAGGCAGGCUACCCGCCGCCCUUCGUCAAUUCCAUCGCGGUCCGUGCCGCGCUUCUCGGCGCUACGCCUCUCCACAAAGCUUCAUAUAGCGUGCGACCACGGAAGGAGGCAGGCGAGCUGCUGGCUUCCACAUCAUGGCCGUCCGAGCCUGAAUCCUGGCUAGCGUCAGGGAGCAUUUGCCCGAGGAUGGCUCGGGUGUCGUGGUAGUUAAAAGCAGAGAAGGCUGCCCCGAGAACCCAUGCCUUUUUGACACGACUCCAGGUUCGAGUUCAAGCCCAACGACGCCGUCGAGGGAAAGUUGGAAGAUCGGUUGCUAGGCUUGUUCCAGACAGUCCGCAAACCCGUGCUGGAAUCCAUCAUCCCUUUACUUUCCAGCGAUAGCAAAACGGGCCUUUGGCCGCGAUGGGACAGCAAGGAGGCUCGCCGAUCCUGGCGCUGGUGCUGUUGCUCGCCUUGUCAUAUAGCGCCGCAGCCGACAGGCCGGUCGUCAACGACACAGAGUGUGGCUGCUUCAUGACCAACGCCUCGAACUCGGCGUUUUUCUCGAAGCACCGGUUCUACGACUUCAGGUCGCUUUCACAGUAUGCGACCGAUCCGCCCGCCCUCGUUAACGACUCGGCUGGCGCAGCGUCUGCUCCGACGACGAGCGACUUCUUCAAGACAAAGCCCUUUGCCGACGACUGGGCCAUGAUGUCUUGGAACAACAGCGACUCUGUCGGCGGGGAAGCCGCCUACCUGUUGGUAAACUCGCCGUCGAAUAUCUACAUCGAACGCAAUUCGGAUUCAGGGGCGUCGUAUUCAGACACGUAUCUGACUAUGCGCACGGCGAGGCUCAGCGGCUUCCAGGCUGCAUCCGAGCUGGAGUCGGUGUCUCCCAACUACCGCUUCGUGUCGGUGCGCAUGCUGGCACGCACUUUGGGCGACCCUGGGGCCUGUACUGCCAUCUUCACCUAUCGUGGCAACCGCCACGUUGAGCGAGUGCAAGAGGCCGACAUUGAGGUCUUAACCAAGGACCCGAACACCUACAUCCAGUAUACCAACCAGCCGUCCUUUACCACUAACGGCAACUCUGUUGAUGGCGCAUCACUCAACGCCACCGUGCCCACCCCCUGGACCGAGUGGGCCGUUCACCGCCUCGACUGGACCCCAAGCAAGAGUACCUGGUUCGUCAACGGCGUGCAGGUGGCUUCGCUCAGCUUCCAGGUGCCGCGGGACGCCAGCCACGUCAACCUCAACGCGUGGAGCAAUGGCGGGGUGUGGACGGGGCCCAUGGAGGUCGGCAAGGAGGCACGCAUGCAGAUCAAGUGGCUGGAGAUGGUGUUUAACUCAUCGUCGGACUACGGUGUCGGGGACUCGAAGCUUGUGCAGAAACUCGACUCGGUCAGCUCUCUGACGGGCGCGGCAGUGAAGGGACUCAGCAGCGAUGGAAAGAGCUGCAAGACUGUGUGCAGCAUCGACGAGACCAACCAGAGGGGAUUGGCCAUUGUGCUUUCCAGUUCCGGCAGCGGCCCCUAUUAUCGCAAGGCUGCGUGGCAAAGCGGCAACGGUGCUGAGUCUACUGUUUGGAUCCCACUGCUGAUGACGCUGUUGGCCAUUGCAUCGACACUGCCUUUUGCGCUGGCUUGACGUGCGUCGGUGAAAAAGACGCAGGCUUUCACUCUUUUCGCGCAUGGCAGGGUUCCACAUGGCAGGGUGCUCAGGGAGGAUAGACGUAACAUUACAUUCAUUCUUGUAUCAAAUGUCAUUUCGGGGAAAGAAGCUCAGCUACCUGCUACCUAUGUUGGGAUCCCGCCGGCGAUUCCGGUCAGCAGGUAGAGAGACUAGGCGGUUGAUCUGAAAGAUUACCCAGUGUGCGGCAACACAAAAUCCCUCGGCUCUCCAUGGCCUUCUCCUUUUUUUUUCUGGUGAGGCUUACCGGAGAUGUCUGUCAGAUAUUAUGUUGUCGUCACAAAUCAGAAAUGUGAUGCUUUGUUCAUGGGCUACCUAAUCGGCCAAGCCUUCCAUUCCCAAUGGGGCACUUGGCCGCCCGGC